Molecule: messenger RNA, 711 nt
Organism: Entrophospora sp. SA101
Lineage: Eukaryota; Fungi; Glomeromycota; Glomeromycetes; Entrophosporales; Entrophosporaceae
Source: the annotation of a GenBank genome assembly
AUGAACAUUCUGCACCAUAAAAGAGAACAUAGACUAUCUAUGCUUCGUGAACGUGCAAAACAAAAACAAAAUGAGUUAACAAUUUUAAAUUCUGUCACGGGUAAUGAUUCAUCAGUAGAACUGGAAACAGAAAAAAUUGAAAAUGCAGAUAAUGUAGAAAUCAGUGAUGGACAUAUUAAUUUUUGGGCAGAUUUAGAAAAGCAAUCAACACAAGUUGUUAAAACCAAUGAAGAGUAUGAAGCAGAAAAAAAGGCAAAAGAAAAAAAAUCAGAGAGACAAUUUACAAUGUAUUUAGAUGAAGUAAAAGUUAGGAUUCGAGGAAAAGGAUUUGGUCAAAGAAGACAAAAAGAGUAUCAAGAGUCAAACUUGGAUAAAUUAUCGAAAAAGAAACCAAAGGGCCAGGCAAGAAUCAAAACAAAAUCGGCAUCAAAGAACAAUAAUAAUGAGGCGUCUGACAUUGAAAAAUUACGUGAAAAAAGAUUGGAAAGAGAAAAAAGGGAAAAACUACGUGCUCAAAGAUUAUUGAAUCCUGAUAUGAUUGAAGAAGACGACAAAACGCCAAAUAAACCAAAUAAACGAUAUUACUCACAAUAUAAUCCAAACGAGACUAAAACUGCUCAUGACCAUUGGGUAAAAAGAAGCAGGAAUGAACAGUAUAAUGUUGAAUCCACGCGAACUACAAAUAAUAAUAAUAAAAGACAGGGUUUUUAA